Molecule: messenger RNA, 366 nt
Organism: Anisakis simplex (herring worm)
Lineage: Eukaryota; Metazoa; Nematoda; Chromadorea; Rhabditida; Anisakidae
Source: the annotation of a GenBank genome assembly
GACGAAACGGAUCGUCAGCAGAUGGCUGCUGCAGCAGCGGCAGCAUCAGCGUUGCUUCCUUCAAGGGGUCGUCGAAACGGAACGCAAAUCUUCCCAGGUCGUCGUCGUGGGCAUUCAAACCAGCCUAACAAUCAAUUCAGCGGAAUGUAUCAAGUCAGCAACGAGCAGAUUCAACGACGGAAUGAACGCAAAGAUGAUGACGGGAACUUGGAUACUCUCAGGGUGGAUAUGGACGUGUUCGAAAUGCUUCCACAUGUUUCACAUGAAUCGAGCCAACACAUACGGUUGCAUAACUCAGUGGGCUGCGAAAAGUUUCGAUCCGGAUUUGGGAUGGCGUUGUCCGUCGUGUCAGAAUUUAUCAUUUGA